Messenger RNA from Zingiber officinale, 3343 nucleotides. Its product is annotated as G-type lectin S-receptor-like serine/threonine-protein kinase At5g24080. The coding region runs from base 735 to 3260 and encodes 841 amino acids. Gene Ontology annotation, biological process: protein phosphorylation; recognition of pollen. The record is from RefSeq and is a predicted model, not a curated record. The transcript is spliced from 6 exons. Gene Ontology annotation, molecular function: protein serine/threonine kinase activity; ATP binding. NCBI's taxonomy places the organism in Eukaryota, Viridiplantae, Streptophyta, Magnoliopsida, Zingiberales, Zingiberaceae.
GCUAGGGUUUGAACAAUAUAUUGAGAUUGGGAGGCGAGCUCCUUCGGCUCCCAAGCGGAGCGGCGAUGGCGUUCCUCAUCCUUUCCCUUUUCUGGUCCUUUCUGUGAUUUUGGUUGUAAUGUUUUGCUCACAGAUCAGUUUUCCCAGUGUAGGAGGAGGCCAUGAUGAAGAAAUUCACACUCGUUAAGACGCUCUCUGCGCAUGAUUUGUGCAAUACUAAUCACUACGUUCUUGCUGAGCCUUCUCUCUGGUUUCCCUGUUUGUUUUAUGAUUAGUUUUUUUGAAUCUGGUUUUCGUAUCCGAUUUGUAAUGUGCCAUCGUUUUAUUUGGUUUUCCGUGGAUUUUAUAUGCCUUAUUGAGAACAUUGUGAUUACAUCGCAUUCAUUUGGAUAUAUUUGGAAUUCUACGAUUUGCAUAUGUUUUCUGAAUCGCAGAUGAGGGAGAACCGUAUUACAAGGGAAGAAGACCUACACUAAUUGCAGAUGAGGGUUGUUGAAGGUGCUUAACGGAUUCAGAGGAGAUCGACAUCAGUCCAUGACAGGUUCGCUGCUAGCGUCUUCUUCUUCUUCUUCUUCUUUUUUUUUCCAUGAAGGUGUUUCACCAGUAGCUCGCCGCACAAACAAAUCGUCCCUCUUGUCUUCACACAUCUUCCUUAGUCAAAAAGUUUCCGACACAUGGAUCAUCGUUCGCGAUCACUCAGCCGACCAGUUCAUCCAUUUCAACACAAUUGAAAAAUGAAGAACUUGGUUGGUGACCUAAUGGAGAUCGCAAUCCCAAACCAAUUUAAAGCGGGAUCACUCUGUGCUCUCGCUGCAUGGUCAAUGGCGUCUCUGUUCUCUUCCCUUGCAUUGCUCUUCUUCUUGUUUCUUUCUGGAGUUUGCUGUUUGGAAUAUCGCAUACCGGUUGGCUCCGAGCUUUCCGCCGGCGGCAAUGAAUCGUGGGUUUCUGAGAAUGAGAUCUUCGCGUUUGGGUUCGCGCAGGAUUCAGCAAGCGUUCGCGAUCAAUUUCUGUUGGCGAUUUGGUAUUAUGGCCUUCCGGAUCAUCCGACCAUUGUUUGGUCGCCGAAUAGAGGUUUUCCGGCGCGAAGAGACGCGGUGGUGCGACUGGAAAACUCCGGCGAACUCGUGCUCAGAGACGGUAACGCCGUUCUGUGGACUUCCAACACUUCCCAGUUGAAUCCCAGCUUCGGCGUAAUGUCGGACUCCGGCGACUUCCUACUAUGCGCCGGCGGCAACGUCACGGGCCGGACGGCCGCCGCCGUGUGGCAUAGCUUCUCCUACCCCUCUGAUACUCUCCUCCCAGGGCAAAAACUGACGGUGGACCUCGCGCUCACCUCCGCCACGUCCUCCUCCGGGCACUAUGCCCUCCAAAUGCUUCAGCAGAGAACCUCCCUCAGCCUUGCCCUUGCCUACGUCUCGCCGACGUCCAACUCCAACUAUUCCUACUGGUCUAGCCCACAGAUAUCAAACGCCACCGGCGAGGUUGUCGCCGUCUUGGACUCCUCCGGGAACUUCGGCGUUAGCUACGGCGCUUCCUCCGCUGGCACGAUGUAUAUCCACAAGAACGACACGCAGUCCACGUUUCUGCGCAGGAUCACGCUGGGAAACGACGGGAAUCUGCGGCUCUACCGCUUGGAAGCGAACAAGAACUGGGCGGUGGAGUGGACCGCCGUGUCGAACCCAUGCACCGCCGCCGGAAUUUGUGGCAGUGGCAUCUGCAACCUUGACUCCAGCAACAACACCUUCAGCUGCACGCCGCUGAAGCCGGUGAACUGCAGCGGAAGAAACGGCGGGCAAAUCAAGAUGCAAACCAUGCCGCAAACCAAUUACUACUUCCCCGGCAAGUCCACGAUCUCGAAUUACAGCGGCGACGUCAACGGCACGGAGUGCUCCCGGCAUUGCUCCGACAACUGCGAGUGCGUGGCGGCGGUGUACGGGCCCUCGCCGGAGAACGCGAAGUCGUGGUGCUGGACGCUGCGCUGGGUGGACUUCGGCGGGAUGCAGGACCCGAGCUCGACACUGUACGUGAAGGUCCUCGCCGGAAACGAGUCGGCGACGGGCGAAUCGAGUUCAGGCUCACCGAGCGCCAGCGUGCUGCUGCCGUUGCUGAUCUGCUUCGGCGCUCUAGUUGCGCUCCUGAGCGCGCUGCUUUUCUACUGCGCGCGAAGGAAGAGGAAGCAGAAGGCGAUGCGGCGAUGCGUGUCGCUGCCGGGAGCUCCGGCGUGCUUUAGCUACCAUGAACUGCAGAUUGCUACCUCAAACUUCUCCCAAUUGAUCGGAACAGGAGGAUUUGGCAGCGUGUACAAGGGAACGCUGAGAGACGGGACGAUGGUGGCAGUCAAGAAACUAGACAGGCUGCUGCCUCAAGGAGAAAGGGAGUUCAUAGCAGAGGUCACCACCAUCGGCUCCAUGCACCACAUGAACUUGGUCAGCCUCUGUGGAUUCUGCUCAGAGCAAUCGCACAGGCUGUUAGUGUAUGAAUACAUGAGUAGAGGAUCACUGGACAAGUGGAUCUUUCGUUCAGGGGAAGACAGGGUUUUGGACUGGCGAACUCGCUUUAACAUAGCGACGGCGAUCGCUCAAGGGAUCGCCUACUUCCACGAGCAGUGCAGGAACCGGAUCAUUCACUGCGACAUCAAGCCGGAGAACAUUCUGCUGGACGAGGACUUCUGCCCCAAAGUCUCGGACUUUGGCCUGGCGAAGCUGAUGAGCAGGCAGCACUCGCAGGUGGUGACCAUGGUGAGGGGCACGAGGGGUUACUUGGCGCCGGAGUGGGUCAGCAACCGCCCGGUCACCGUCAAGGUCGACGUCUACAGCUACGGGAUGCUGCUGCUGGAGAUUGUCGGAGGACGAAGGAACCUCGAUUCUUCCUUGGACGAGAAGGAGUUCUUCUACCCUGCAUGGGCUUUCAAGGAGAUGGUGAAUGGAACGGCGAGCAAUGCCGUCGACAGGAGGCUGAAGAGGAACGUGGAGGAAGAGGAGGCGGUGAGGGCUCUCCAUGUGGCGUUUUGGUGCAUCCAAGAAGAGGCAGUGGUGAGGCCUUCCAUGGGGGAGGUGGUGCGGAUGUUGGAAGGCUCAGUGUCCAUCAACGAGCCGCCGAUGCCUCAGGCAGUGCAGGAGUUUCAAGAGGAAGGUCUGCACAGUGUUUACAGAACGAUGAAGGGGAGAUACUUCUUCGAUUUGCCUUCGUCUUCCUCGGCCAUGGCGAGCUAUAGAUCAUCGAAGGCUACUUGUAGCCACUCUACUAUGUCGCCUAGAUAGCAAAAUAUGAUCGAUUACAGUUCUUGUAGAUGAAUGAUCAUUGAAAAUCAGAAAGAAAUGCCUCUCGUUCAGGAGCUCAUAGA